Molecule: messenger RNA, 471 nt
Organism: Adineta steineri
Lineage: Eukaryota; Metazoa; Rotifera; Eurotatoria; Adinetida; Adinetidae
Source: the annotation of a GenBank genome assembly
AUGACAUCAACAACUGAUUUAACUACUAGUAGUAUUACAUCUCAAUUAUGUAAGAAUAAUUGUGGUUUCUUUGGAAAUCUAAUAUUUGAUGGAUUUUGUUCUCAAUGUUAUGAUGAAUAUAAGAAAAAAUUCAAUGAAAUCAAACAAGAAAAUAUUUCUGUUGACACGAAACAAGAACAAGUUGUCAUUGAAUCAACAGUAUCAUUGUCAUCGCCUGUCGAAAAUCUUUCAUUAUCAACUCAAUCAAAAUCAACAAUAAAAAAUAAUAUAUCAAAAAAAACUCGUUGUCCAAAUUGUAAGAAAAUCAUGGGUAUUCUACAAUAUCCAUGUGCAUGUGGUGGACAUUUUUGUUCGAAUUGUCGAUAUUCAAAUGAACAUCAAUGUCCGAUUGAUUACAAAGCAGUAGGAAGAAAAUUUUUAGCUAAAACCAAUCCUCAAGUGAUUGCUGAUCGUGUUCAAAAUCGACAAUAA